AUGCCAUUGCAGAGCAGAUUAAACACUAACCCAUUUACACCCUUAUUUGAUCGCCUCGAAAAUUGGGUUAAAUCCUUCUCCAGAAAUGUCACUGACGAAACGGAUUGGGAUGAUUCAACCAAGGGCUCAUGGUACCUGCAGCCCCGUCAGCACGCUGUCGAGUUGGUAUUUCUAUCAACCGGAUUUGCAGCUGCAUCAGCUUAUUAUCUCAAAAAAAUAUUGGACCCUGCCAGUUUGACAUUCCAAUUACUCAAGAAUUUCAAACCAGCUGGACCUCCUACGAGAGCCGAAAAGCUUCUCAUUGCAUCUCUAUUGGGAACUUUUGGCGUUACUCUUGCUCACAAGGUGAUCCGAAAAAACAAAUUGUUCAUGCUUCAACCAUGUCAUAUGAGCGCAGGCCUACUGUUGAUGACCCUGUGCAACCCGAACAAGUCCUCCAUGGUUACAAACCUCUUGUUUAAUGUUUACUUGCACACACAAUGGGGUGCCAUUGCCGCAUUGGUCUUUCCUGAUUUGAGAGAUCACUAUCUAGUAGGUGAAACAACCAACUUUUUUGCAGAACACAUCCUCAUUUUGGUGGCACCUGUGUAUAUGAUUUACAGUGGUAGAUACCUCGUCUUGCCCGCAUCAAAGAAUGUGGCGUUACUAUCGUUCUUUGUCUACAGUUUCUUCCAUUCACCUGUGUUGAGCAUAUGUGCACUAAGAUCAGGUCAAAACCUCAAUUACAUCUUCUCUCCACCACCAAUCAACUUUUUGUUCAAGAUUGGCAAACGCUAUAGAUUAGCAUUAUAUGCAACUGCAUUUGGAGCCAUGUUUGCUACAAGAUAUGCUCUCGUCGAGGGCAUUCUCUCUAUAUUACCUCGCAAAUCAAUCACCUUAUAG
This is a messenger RNA of Mucor velutinosus, 882 nucleotides long. RefSeq lists its product as uncharacterized. Lineage: Eukaryota; Fungi; Mucoromycota; Mucoromycetes; Mucorales; Mucoraceae. Bases 1 to 882 code for a protein of 293 amino acids. The transcript has 4 exons. The record is from RefSeq and is a predicted model, not a curated record.